Molecule: messenger RNA, 784 nt
Organism: Marasmius oreades (fairy-ring Marasmius)
Lineage: Eukaryota; Fungi; Basidiomycota; Agaricomycetes; Agaricales; Marasmiaceae
Exons: 3
Coding region: 186-626 (146 amino acids)
Source: RefSeq, a predicted model, not a curated record
CCUCCUCCUUCUGUUCUUCCUUGCCCGAAUCGUAGGUGAGCUCCUGUUCUCUUGGUUAUGCAGCUGUUGGUAUAGAUGUUGUAUGUAUGUAUUAUGUAUAAUGUGGCCUAGCGAAGGCGUAUAGCGGGCUGUACUAAGUCAUAGAAAAUGAGAAAAGAAAAGGGGCAUAUAGUGGGGUCGAAUCCAUGGGUGCGUCGCUGUUGGUGUCGCAUGCGUGGGUCAAUCCUUUGCAGGGUUCCCUGUCUAUCCCUCUCCUCGUAGUUCGUCUUCCGGUACGUCUUCCAGCAUGGGUGUAUCCGGGACCCUGUCGUGGGUGUCCAGUCGGUGUGAAGGCGCCUGACGCCUCCACGAAUUUCCCAAGGGCUACUAUUCCUUCUCGAGUCCGGAGGCUUCCAAAGCUUCCAAAGCUCACCUCACGAGAAACCACCUCGGCACAGUUUGAGACAGACUCUCGUGAGAUUAGUCAGAGUUUACCACAACGGUUUAGAAAUCAACUCGUUCUGUUCUUCAAAAUCUCACUUACCGACACGUCUCACCGCCCUCAGCUACCCCGCUUUUUUACUGGAGGUCCUACAUACAGCAUCGGCCUCGCACUAAUCAGGAGCCGGCAAAUAUUUUACUACUAGGUAUUGAGGGCGCUGAACCUGACAUUUUCCGCUGAACAACUCGGCGCCAUGAUUAUAAUUUCACAGAUGGAUCUACGAUGUAGCGGCAAAGGGUUUUGUACAAUCACAAAUCUAAACAGAGAUUGGCGAUGGUCCGUCCAGGCAUCGACGUGAUCACG